This is a messenger RNA of Kazachstania africana CBS 2517, 1458 nucleotides long. RefSeq names its product DNA-binding transcription repressor IXR1 (gene IXR1). The record is from RefSeq and is a predicted model, not a curated record. The transcript has a single exon. Lineage: Eukaryota; Fungi; Ascomycota; Saccharomycetes; Saccharomycetales; Saccharomycetaceae. The coding region runs from base 1 to 1458 and encodes 485 amino acids.
AUGAAUAACAACAUGCAAAUGCCAAACAUUCAUUCAAAAUUAGAUGAUCCCUCUAAUUCAAAUCAAAGUGCUGCAACUGCUACAAAUCCUGCUGCUUUCAAUUUAGGUCAAGAUCACGCCGCUUUACAAUAUCAACAAUUGGAUCAACAACAGCAACAACAACAACAACAAGAUCCUCAUAAUCAAUCCGCUAUGUUACAACAACCUUCUUUGUAUCAAUCUCAAUUUCAACCUCAAUAUCAACAACAAUCACCAAAUCCAAAUAUUCCAUCUCAACAACCUAUUUACGCGUAUCAAAAUACAAGUACAAGUAAUAAUCCCGUUGGAUCUGCUAAUACUGCCGCUAAUACUGCUGCAACAAAUACUGGCGCUCCUCAACAGUAUCCUCAAUCAAUCCCACAAGAUUUUGGUUAUGGUAACUCAGCUGCAAAUAGUAACAUGAAUCAAUUCAAUGAAUUAAUGUACAAUUCUUUCAUUUCUCAAUUGUCUCAAAAGCAACAACAACAAUUGGGAAUUACCAACUCUUCAAAUCAAUCAAAUCAAUCAAAUAAUUCAAAUUCACAACAGCUAAAUCCUGCUACUGCCGCUGCUGCCGCAGCCGCCGCAGCUGCAGCCGCUUCAAAUAAUCCUUCCUUCAUGAACCCUUCAGUUCAAAGAUACUACCAAAAUAAUUUAAAUACUUAUCCAACUAUGAUUGAUCCAACUAUGCAACCUCAUUUGGCUCAACAAAUGGCUGCUACUUUACAACAACAACAAUUUGCUCAACAACCUCAACAGCAACAUUUCCAACAACAACCACAACAACAAUCUCAUCGCCAUCAACAGCAACACCAUCAACAGCAACAACAUCAUAAUAAAGGUUCAAAUAAUCACUCUCACUCAACUAAAGAAUCAAAAUUACCAAAUGUUAAAAAAUUAUCAACUACUCAAAGUAGAAUUGAAAAGAGAAAACAAUUGAAAAAACAAGGUCCAAAGAGACCUUCUUCAGCUUAUUUCUUAUUCUCAAUGUCAAUUAGAAAUGAUCUUUUAAGACAAUAUCCUGAAGCAAAAGUACCAGAAUUAUCAAAAUUAGCAAGUGCAAGAUGGAAAGAAUUAACUGAUGAUGAGAAAAAACCUUUCUAUGAUGAAUUUAGAAUUAAUUGGGAAAAAUAUAGAGUGUUAAGAGAUGAAUAUGAGAAAACUUUACCUCCAAAGAGACCAAGUGGUCCAUUUAUUCAAUUCACUCAAGAAAUUAGACCAAUUAUAGUUAAAGAAAAUCCAAAUUUGAAUUUAAUUGAAAUUACCAAAUUAAUCGGUGAAAGAUGGAGAAAUUUGGCUGCAGAAGAAAAGACAAAAUAUACUGAUGCUUAUAAAUUAAAAUUAAAAGAAUGGGAAAAAUGUUAUCCACCAGAAAACGAACCAUCCAAGAAUGCCAAUGAAAAUCAGCAUGGUCUUUCAAACGAAAUUAAACGUGAGUAA